Molecule: messenger RNA, 438 nt
Organism: Paramecium pentaurelia
Lineage: Eukaryota; Ciliophora; Oligohymenophorea; Peniculida; Parameciidae
Source: the annotation of a GenBank genome assembly
UGAUGAAGAGUGAAUAAUAAUAAAAGGUAGCCACUAAAACAAUCAAGAAAAUCAAAGUAAAUAAAAAGGCACCAGUUAGGUAAUUUUAUAUUAUAAAAUGAAGAUUGUGGGUAAAGGCUGUAUUUACAGGUUUCAGAAGGUCCAAAGUUUAAUAAAAUGAAAAUUAAGCUUUAUUAAAGAUUUAACAUGUUGAUGAUGUUUCAUCAAGCAGAUUCUAUUGGGGCAAAAGAGUUGCCUAUAUAUAUAAGGCUCACUCUCUUAAAAACAAUACCAAAUUUAGAGUAAGGAUUAUGAGUUAAUAUUAAGACAAUUUGGGGUAGAAUCAGCAGAUCACAUGGAUCAAAUGGAAUUGUCAUUGCUAGAUUCAAUAGAAAUCUUCCACCUAGAGCAAUAGGAUCAACCUUGAGAGUAUUCCUCUAUCCAAAUAGAGCUUGAGUU